Morone saxatilis (striped sea-bass) is the source of this 363-nucleotide messenger RNA. Its product is annotated as sterile alpha motif domain-containing protein 14-like. Gene Ontology annotation, cellular component: actin cytoskeleton; postsynaptic density; dendrite. Gene Ontology annotation, molecular function: actin filament binding. The record is from RefSeq and is a predicted model, not a curated record. Bases 70 to 306 code for a protein of 78 amino acids. The transcript has 2 exons. NCBI's taxonomy places the organism in Eukaryota, Metazoa, Chordata, Actinopteri, Moronidae. Gene Ontology annotation, biological process: calcium-mediated signaling; neuron projection development; actin filament organization.
GAUGACCCGUCCUGUCCCGUGUCCUCGUGGACAACUCAGCAGGUCUGUCAGUGGCUCAAAGGACAGAACAUGGAGCAAUAUGUCCCAGAAUUCAGUGCGAGAGACAUCGAUGGACGGGAGCUGCUGCAGCUGGACGGCAACAAGCUGAAGGGUCUGGGCGUGCUCAGUUCGUCUGAUCGCAGCACUCUGAAGCGUCGCAUUAAAGAGAUUCAAACUGCAGCAGAGAAAGAGAGAAAAGCUCUGGAUAAGAUGGAGAAACAGAAAGAAAAACAACGAAGAAAAGACCAAGAACAACGCAGGAACUGACCACCAGGGAGAGACAGAGAGGGGGGACGGAGGACAGCGAGGGGGAGGACGGAGGCC